Messenger RNA from Cladophialophora immunda, 1416 nucleotides. RefSeq lists its product as uncharacterized. The record is from RefSeq and is a predicted model, not a curated record. The coding region runs from base 1 to 1416 and encodes 471 amino acids. Gene Ontology annotation, molecular function: oxidoreductase activity, acting on paired donors, with incorporation or reduction of molecular oxygen; heme binding; iron ion binding. Lineage: Eukaryota; Fungi; Ascomycota; Eurotiomycetes; Chaetothyriales; Herpotrichiellaceae. The transcript is spliced from 5 exons.
AUGGGCAAAUGCACCAGACCGGUAACGACUUGCAUCGACAACUUGGUGAGAGCCCUCUCGCCGAGCUAUGUGUCAAAAGUGGAAACUGACAGAUAUCGAGGACCAAUUGUUCGUCUGGCACCAAAUGAAUACAGUAUCGAUGAUCCAGACUCGGUUCAGCUCAUCUAUGGAAGUAAAGGGAAAUUCUGCAAGGGUCCUUGGUACGAGGCCUCAACGCCCCCAGGCACCUUGCACACCAGCAUCUUUUCCGACCCAAAUAUCGAGAGGCAAGCUCUGCAUCGGAGACGGAUUGCACAUGCGUAUUCCAUGACAACCUUGGUCCAGCUGGAACCUUUUAUCAACGACUGUACUUCCUUGCUGCGACUGAGACUGGAUGAGCUGGCGGCAACAGGCAUGCUCGUUGACAUUCCGCACUGGACCCAGUCCUACGCCUUUGAUGUGAUUGGGGCCAUUACAUUCGGUGUGAGGUUCGGAUUUCUGGACAAGGGAGAGGACAUCGGCGGCAUCAUGUCCGCUCUCCAUAGCACUCUGAUCUACGCCGCACGCGCUGGUGUGUAUGCCGAGUGGAGCACCGUUCUCUUCUAUCUGAAUGCCAUCGUCUCGGCACGGAGCAUGAAAGGGAUGGCGCAUACCUUGAGCUACAUGCAGAAACAGAUCGACGCUCGACUCGACGACAAAUCUCCCAAAGCAGAAGUAACUGACGACGACACACCCGUUGACUUUAUCACCAGAUUCCUGCUCCUCAGGUCAGAAAGCCCGGAAAGGGUGGACAGACAAGCCAUCGAGACGUCGGCGCUCAACAAUCUUUUCGCUGGGUCCGACACAACUUCCAUCAGCCUCUGCUCGGUCAUCUACCACGUAUAUCAAAAUUCUCGGGUUCUGUCGCGUUUGAGAGGUGAGCUGGACAACGCGGUCAAGAGCGGCGCCGUGGGGGAGCCGAUCACCUACAAACAAGCGCAGAGUCUGCCUUACCUGCAAGCUGUUAUCAAAGAGUCCCUCCGCUGUCACCCAGCCGGCGGACUGGCCAUGGGACGGGUCGUUCCCGCGGGUGGAGCUGUCAUUGCAGGGCGGGUUUUCCCAGCUGGGACUGUAGUCGGGAUCAACGCAUGGGUCGCGCAUGCCAACAGAGAUAUCUUUGGCGAGGAUGCCGAUCAAUUUCGACCAGAGAGGUGGCUAGAAGACCCCGAGGUGGUCAAGCACCGAGACGCCUAUUUCCUCUCGUUUGGAGCCGGGACCCGAAGCUGCCUGGGCAAGAAUAUCGCCUUGCUGGAAAUGUCAAAAUUGAUUCCAGCACUGGUACGCCACUAUGAUUUUCAGCCGGAGCACCCAGGACGGAAGCCGAGAACUCAGAACGACUGGUUCGUGAAGCAGGUUGAUUUUCGAUGCCAUGUAACCCCACGUGUGGUUGCGAACUAG